Molecule: messenger RNA, 1140 nt
Organism: Thamnophis elegans (Western terrestrial garter snake)
Lineage: Eukaryota; Metazoa; Chordata; Lepidosauria; Squamata; Natricidae
Gene: EXTL2
Product: exostosin like glycosyltransferase 2
Cellular component (GO): membrane
Molecular function (GO): glycosyltransferase activity
Source: RefSeq, a predicted model, not a curated record
AAUACUGGGGGUAUCCCAGGGGAAACGGAGGUAUGCAGAAAUAAAAGUUUAUCCUAAACCAAGAACCCUGAUAAGCACAGAAGAAAGCUUCCUUUGCAGGAAUGAGGUUUUACCAUACCUGCAAGCUACCUGGAAGAAUUAUGGGUAUCCGGCUACUCCACUUCUCUUCUAUCGUGAUUUUUUUGCUGCUUCUGGUGGCAGGUGCAUUAACAGCUUUACUACCCAAUAUUAAGGAAGAUAAAAUGCUCACUCUGCGAAGGGAGAGGAAGUCCCAAGGCCAGUUGGCUUCAGAUUCAUUUACUCUCAUUAUGCAGACCUACAACAGAACAGACUUACUCUUGAAGCUUUUAAAUCACUAUCAAGCCAUGCCUCACCUGCAGAAAGUGAUAGUUGUGUGGAAUAACGUUGGGGAGAAAGCCCGAGAAAUGUGGAAUACUUUGGGGCCUCAUCCUGUCCCUGUCAUCUUCAAAGCACAAACAGUAAAUCACAUGAGGAAUAGACUGCAGGUUUUCCCGGAGCUGGAAACAAAAGCUGUUUUGAUGAUGGAUGAUGAUACCCUAGUGAGCGCCUACGACCUCGUUUUCGCUUUCUCCAUUUGGCAGCAAUUUCCAGAUCAGAUCGUUGGAUUUGUCCCCAGAAAGCACAUCCCUAGCCCUGCGGGGAUUUUCAGCUACGGGAGUUUUGAACUUCAGGGUCCUGCCAUCGGCAAUGGAGACCAGUAUUCAAUGAUCCUAAUAGGAGCUGCCUUCUUCAACAGCGCCUACCUAGAACUUUUUCAAAAGCAGCCUGAAGCUGUUCACGCCAUGAUCGAUGAGACUCAAAAUUGCGACGAUAUCGCCAUGAAUUUCUUGGUAGCCAAGCAUAUUGGAAAGCCAUCGGGUAUCUUUGUGAAGCCAGUUGACAUCAGGAAUUUAGAAAAAGAAAGCAACAGUGGUUAUUCUGGGAUGUGGCACCGGGCAGAACACUUGCUGCAAAGGUCUUACUGCCUUAAUAAAUUGGCUAGCAUCUAUGGCAACAUGCCUUUAAAAUAUUCUAAUAUUAUGAUUUCCCAGUUUGGUUUUCCAAACUAUGCUAAUCACAAGAAUAAAGUAUAAAGAAUAUGCUCCAGUAAACGCUUCGACGCGCUUCUCGGCAAUUCAA